Molecule: messenger RNA, 3282 nt
Organism: Anguilla anguilla (European eel)
Lineage: Eukaryota; Metazoa; Chordata; Actinopteri; Anguilliformes; Anguillidae
Product: tetraspanin-7-like
Exons: 1
Coding region: 81-1103 (340 amino acids)
Cellular component (GO): membrane
Source: RefSeq, a predicted model, not a curated record
GGGAGGGAGGGAGGAGGAGGGGGGGUGGCGGAGAGAGAGGCUCGGUAGAAAAGGAGAGGGGAAAGGACCGAGCCAGUGCCAUGAACAGCGCCCUGCCGUACGAGCCGGGCUCCAGGAGCGGCGAGCGGGACCGGACCUCUGCGGCGCGCCGCCUCUCCUCGCCCAGGGGGCUCCUGCUGUCCUCGCCGGCGGCCCACCGCCGGCCCUCGGCUCCCCCCGCCCUCCUGCCGCCGCCCUGCCAGCAGCUGCAGCACCAGCGGCUCUCCUCCUCGCUCUGCUCGUCGGCCUCGCUGGCGGCCCCCGCGCCUCCGGCCCGGGGCCCCUGCCGCUGGCCGCUGGGCGUCAUGGCCCUCCUCCGCCUCAGCCUCCUGCUCUUCAGCUGCCUCUUCUGGGCGGCGGGACUGGCCAUCUUCACCCUGGGCGUGUGGACCCAGGUCUCACUGUCCGACUACAUGCUGCUGUCCGCCAACAGCUACCCCAACGCGCCCAUGGCCCUCCUGGCCACAGGGGGCGCCAUCACCGCCUGGGGAUUCCUGGGCUGCCUGGGCACGGCGGCCAGGCUGCCCUGCCUGCUGCGGGCCUACGGCUUCUUCCAGCUCUUCACCCUGGUGGCGGGGCUGGCCGCCGGGCUUUCCGGCCUCUUCUACCGCGAGGACAUCGCCGAGGGCUUCCGCAGCGGGCUCCAGCGGGCGGUGGCGGCCUACGGCGAGGACGAGGGCCGGGCCAACGCGCUCGACGGCCUGCAGAGGGCGCUGCGGUGCUGCGGGGCCGAGGGCUGGGAGGACUGGCUGACGUCCGACUGGACGCCCCUGGGCCCACCGGGGAACGACUCCCGGGUCUCGGUGCCGGACAGCUGCUGCGGCCGCCGAAAAGCCUGCUGGAACCGGCCUGUCCCCGAGGAGGGCGACGGGGGAGGGCCGGAGGCGGCCGGGAUCCACCGCCACGGGUGCUUCCGGAAGGUCUUCGGAAUCGUCAACGACAACGUCUUCCACAUCGCCGCCACCGUCCUGGGCCUGGCGUUCACCCAGGUGGCCGGCAUCGCCUUGGCCUGCCUGCUGGCCAACCGGCUGGCACCCAGGGGCCAGCUCGGGGGGGGGCACUGACGAGGGGGGAACACCAUUUCGGACUGGACGGGGACCCCAAAAAAAUUCCUAGGGAACCUCCGCAGGUAACGCGACUACCUUGCCGUGUAUCGAAGUACUGGAUUCGUUUCCCCCCCCCCCCCACCUCUUCCAAAUGAUAGAACCGGGGAAGAGACAGAGCAAAGGCUAACACAGACGGCGGUUUGGACACGGAACCUUCGUUCCUCUGCUUAUGGCUAAAAUACGUCAUUAGAAAACAGCUGAAGGUUUCAUGCUAGCGUAUUUCAGCUAGUUAGCCUGCUCUCACUGCAAGAACCAAACAAUAAGUCUGCCUUAAAACUUACAAUUUUAUUUCUAUUUUUUUUUUUUUUUGCUAAAUAAGACAAAAUGAUUGCCAAAAAGGUGGUGAGGUGAGAGUUUUACUCAUUUCAAGAUUUGGGGAAAGACAAUUUCACUUGUCAAGCAAAAUGCAACAAGCUAAUAUUUUGUGCUGGAGAGAAAAAGUCAUAAAAAUAAGAUUUCAAGUCUCAUUACAAGACUAAAACAGACAGACUUAACUCUAACCCGAACCCUAACCCUAAUUUGAGACAGACUUAUUUUUGUGUUUUUGCCGUUUCUGAGCCUGUCCGAGGGACAGUCUUUUUGUGAAUGCUGUCUCUUCCCUGUUUGUUGGGGAGUGAUGGGAGGGAAAAAAACCACAUACUUCGGCCUGGUCAGUGCACUUGAAGCUCCUUGGACGUACUUUAAUCGGUUUGGCCUGGGAGAUCUGGUCGGCGGUAUCCUGGACAGCAAUGCAGACAAGCUGAACCGUAUGGGGAGAAGGUACUGACGGUGCCGCUCUUGCCCCCACAAAAUCCACCCGGGUCAGUGUGUACAAUCUGUCUGGAGCACAGCGGGGUCAACAGAUACAGCACCAGUCCAACAACAGCCUGAUUAUACACCGGUCUCUUCGGUCAGGAAUGGACAGGAUCUACAACAGAUUCCCCAGCUUCGACCGGUCCGUCUGUCUGGCCUGUAAAUUUACUUUUACAACAUGGAGAAGGGGAUUUUUUUCCUUAGCGUUAAUUUACCUGCUUUGUGCGGACAAACCUCGCGAAAGAAUAAUGAUCAGAAAAGUGCACUGACAAAUAUAAAGAAAUAAAUAUAAAGUUCUGCUAUGUUGACCUGUGGACCUACUAAAACAGUGCUGUUCAGCAGAUGAGCUGCAUUUGGGGCAACCGCACCGAUAAAUAAUUCUUGUUUCUUGCCGAUUUGUCUGUGAAUUAAAACUAGUAAUAUUUCACAUUUGCAACAAAACAAAAAAAAAAGCGUAUUCACAUUUGCAUGUAGCAUUACCGGUCAGCUCGUUGACUCAGAAUACAAAGGCUAAAAUAAUGUUCUCUGACUCUUCUGAAUUGCAUGCAAACACGAUUGGGGCAGCAACAAUUCUUUUUCAAAAUCCGACGUUCUCACACAAGCACAUUGCUGUGUAGUCACGUUUCUUUUUCGCUUUGUGUAUCGUCCUUAAAUUUGACUCCAAAAACUCGGGGGGAAGAAGGCGCAAGUGGUAAAUAUCUGUGGGUUUUUUAAACGCUUUUGUGGCUGUGGGCAUUCUCGUGCUUGUCUCGUGUCCAUUUGUGCAGUCGAUGAAGGGUCUCGUGUAGGUUCUCUGUGAAGGAGCCGUGUACUCACACCGAAUGUGUAUUUCGUCAGCCUCCUCUCGAUUAGGCGAAAACAUAUCCCACGACUGUACAGUGUUUAAGCUAACGACACAGAUGCUCCAUUAUAAUUCAAGAUGUUUAACGCUCGAAAGAUUCGUUUGUGUGUCCUGUCUCAGCAAGAAGACAUCGUAUGGUUCACACCAAGAGCCGAUGUAGAACGAGACCACUGUGGAUUUUGCCUCAUCUGAAAUAUUUAUUGACCUUUACCUUAUAGUAAAAUAACAAUACGUUGUGUUAAAAUUCGUACACAUCCCGAUGUGGCGGGGUUUGACUGUAUUUUGUGUAUAGGUAUAAGUGUUCUUAAAUAUUUAUCUGGGCACUGAUGGUGAUUGAGCAGUACAGACUUACUGAUUCACGAAAUCUUGUCAGCACUCCUCGCAUAACAACGAAAUCCUAUGCGAGGGAAGGGUUCAUUUGUUGUCAUGGCAAUUUCCUUGAUUUUUAUGUGACAAAAUAAAGAUUGUGCUUAUAUUCUGGGGAAAAAAAAGGGUUAAAGUUUA